GUUUCGACCGAGUCGCGCUCGAGAGUUUCAGUUGACAGUUGGCUUUCGAGCAGACCAGUUUCAGUUUGAAGUUUUUCCUUGGUGAGUUUCCCGUCCCGAGUAGAGUGUCCGUUGUGUGCGGUUGAAAUACGGUGUCAGUACCAGAUACAGGCACUGGAGAAAAAUUAGAUCAGACGAAGAAAAGCUCCUGCUGGUUGAACCUUGAACGUCCCGUUGGAUAGAAGGUGUGUUUUUCCGUGUGGGUGGUGUAAUCGUAAAAUUUUUGACCUGCUGCAGAGAAUUGAAAUUUUCCAUCUGAGCUCUGAAUCUGUUAUCGUAUCGGUUGGAGACUUCCCUGCAACAUGAGCAACAAUGGUCCGGGGGUCACGAACCCCAUGCUGUAUGAUCCACCGGAGGGACAGGCUUCCAACAGCAAGCUUAUGCAGUUUGUGGCCGGUGUUGGCGUGUCCCUUGCGGCUGUCAGUGCCGGAACAGCUCUAGGCUGGACGUCCCCAGUGUUGCCACAGCUUGAACAAACCAACGUCACCGUUGAUGUAAACGGUACCACCGAUGGCUUUUACCUCACUGCUGAUCAAGGAUCAUGGGUAGGAUCGUUCCUUGCGGUCGGUGCCUUCUGUGGUGCCCUCCCGGCCGGGUAUCUGGCGGAGAAAAUUGGUCGCAAAUACACCACCAUGUCGCUUGCCCUACCCUACCUUGCCAGCUGGUUUUUGAUCAUUUUUGCCAGCGGUGCAGGAAUGCUAUAUGCCGGUCGAUUCCUGAUAGGUUUGGCUACUGGAGCUUCCUGCGUUGUCGCCCCUAUGUUCAUAUCGGAGAUUGCCGAAACGGCCAUCCGUGGCGCCUUGGGGGCUUUCUUCCAACUGUUCCUGACGGUCGGUAUUCUGUUCGUGUACGCCAUCGGACCGUAUGUUACCUGGACAACGCUUAGUGUCCUAUGUGCUAUCUUCCCGGUGCUGUUGAUUGUGGCAAUGCUGGUCGUGCCGGAAAGUCCGACCUACCUGGUGAAGCAGGGACGCCGCAGCGAUGCCGCCGUUGCACUCAAGUGGUUCUGGGGAUCAAACUGCAAUACUCAAAGCGCAGUGGAAGCUAUCCAGUCCGAUCUGGAUGCGGUUAAGGGCGAAGCCAAAGUGUCGGACCUGUUCACUAAGGUCACCAACCGGAAUGCACUGUUCAUUGCAUUGUUGCUGAUGUUCUUCCAGCAGUUCUCCGGUAUCAACGCGGUUAUCUUCUACACGGUACCGAUAUUCAAAUCUGCCGGCAGUACGAUGGACCCGGCCAUUUGUGGUAUCGUGGUCGGUGUGGUGCAGGUUUUGAUGACCUUUGUUUCGUCGGUGUUGAUUGAUAAGGCCGGACGUCGGAUUCUACUGUUGCAAAGCAGUUUCAUCAUGGGUUCAUGUUUGAUUGUUCUGGGGGUGUACUUCAAGCUGCAAAACGACAAGGCAGAUGUUUCCAACAUCGGAUGGCUUCCGUUGGCUUCGGUCGUACUGUUCAUCGUCAGUUUUUCGCUUGGCUUCGGUCCGAUACCGUGGAUGAUGAUGGGUGAAUUGUGCGCACCGGAUGUCAAAGGACUUGCAUCUGCCCUGGCGGUCAUGUUCAACUGGUCGCUGGUGUUUCUAGUCACGAAAACCUUCGGAACGAUGCAGGACUACAUUGGGUCGGAUUGGACGUUCUGGUUCUUUGGUUUCUGGAUGAUGCUGUGCACGGUUUACGUGUUCGUCAAGGUACCGGAAACCAAGGGCAAAACCAAUGCCGAAAUUCAAGCCAUCCUGAGUGGUAAAAAUUAAAAAGAAAAUAAAAACAGAAAACGGGGAGACUCAAUGCAGAGACUGGCAAACGAAACCACACAAACCAAUUAGGUUUUUUACCGUCACUGCUAACCUCAAUCGGAUGAACACUUUUUGACAGUCCAGCAGUACUGUUUGUAAACAGAAAUUUCUUUUGUUUGUUUAUUGACAAAUUGGAUCAGAUCAUUUACGGUCCGUAUCGCCUAAUAAAGUUUUAAAACAUUUGUUCACGAUUGAAUACGGUUCGGUUUUGAUAUUUAUUAAAUAAAAGUAACUCAGUUGCAAAGUGUAAAGAUGAUUGUUUUAGAUGUGCUCUUCGAUUUUUGUUUAAGCUUGUUUGUAAACAGUACCGCUGAACUGUCAAGGAUGAAUACUUGUUCAUUUGUGUCGUCACGAUAAAAAACCUAAUGGGGCUUUUCAAUGUUGUUGAAGCGCUUUAGUUGUAAUGAGUUUUGGUUUAAGCCAGGCCCGUGCGCAGGAAUCAUCCAUGGGGGGGGUUUCAAGGGGAGA
Molecule: messenger RNA, 2291 nt
Organism: Malaya genurostris
Lineage: Eukaryota; Metazoa; Arthropoda; Insecta; Diptera; Culicidae
Product: facilitated trehalose transporter Tret1
Exons: 6
Coding region: 342-1781 (479 amino acids)
Biological process (GO): transmembrane transport; carbohydrate transport
Cellular component (GO): membrane
Molecular function (GO): sugar transmembrane transporter activity
Source: RefSeq, a predicted model, not a curated record